CAUUUCUGGGGUGAUUUUCUCUUGCAGUCCCUAUGUACUAGUAUAUAAAUGAGCUCAUAAAUUUCAAGACUCAACAACAAAUUUAUAGAAAAAACUUUCUAGUUUAUAGCAAUAAAAUUAGCUAAUAAUUAAGCCACAAUGGCUAUGAUAAGUCCUAUAAGUGUUGAAGUUGUGUCUAGGGAGACAAUUAAACCAUUGUUUCCAACACCUACUCACCUUAAAAACUACAUUCUCUCUUCUGACCAAAACUCUCCUCCCAUUUACAUCCCUAUGCUACUUUUCUACCUUAAUAAUACAAGUAUUAACACAUAUAAAAAGUUAUACAUGUUGAAGAAAUCAUUAGCUGAGUGCCUAAGUGAGUACUAUCCCUUGGCUGGUACAUUCAGAGAUGACUAUUCUGUUGUUGAGUGCAAUGAUGAAGGGGCUGAGUUCAUUGAAGCUAGAGUUAAUUUUGCUAUUUCCCAAAUCGUUGGAACUUCAGAUGUGAAGUUGUUGAAUCAGUUGUUGCCUUUUGAACCCAUUGGCAAUUGGGGUAAGCUCGAGGGAAAAAAAGAUGAAAAGGAAGUGCUUGUUGCUGCUCAAGCCAAUUUAUUCAGGUGUGGUGGUUUGGCUAUAGGUGUGUGUAUUUCUCACAAAAUUGCUGAUGGCACUUCAGUAGUUGCUUUCUUGAAUUCAUGGGCUUCCAAAUCUUUGAAUACCACUUGUGAAAAUGCUAACAUUGUCCCUCCUCCAAUUCUUGAUUCAGCAAAAGAUUUCCCUCCUAGAGAAGCGCCUCGUUAUCCUCAUGACACUGGGAUAACUAACAAAACAAUCGUCACAAAAAGAUUUAUUUUCGAUUCAUCAUCUAUACUAAUCCUGAAAAAACAAGCAUCAAACGCGAUCAUUGGUUCAUCAGACGAAAAUGUCAAGCUUCCAACUCAAGUUGAAGCCAUUUCAGCUCUCAUAUGGAGGCGCAUCCUCGCGCUUUAUAGAUCAAAGCCAAAACACGCGAAAAUUUGUGUAUCGGUUCAUGCAGUGACAUAAGGCCAAGGAUGGAACCAACAGUGCCUAAUCACACUUUUGGAAAUUACUGGACAGUUGCAAUAGCCCCUGCAGUGGUACAAACGGAACAAAAUGCAAGGAGACAUGAGCAGUGACAUAACAAUACUCGCGCAAAAACUGAACAAAUCAAUUAAGAUUAUCAAUGCGGAGUACGUGAAAAACAUGAAUAUUGUUGCACCCGUGUCAGAUUCUCCAAAAAUGCAUAGCAUUUCGAAGAACGGAGACACACGUGACAGUAACUAUAAAGAGUCUGAGCAACAUAAAUCAAGAUUGGAUGACCAUUUAGUAGAAACAACGGCGAAAGCUUUUACAAAGGGUGAUAUAGAAGUGUGCAAUUUCACAAGUUGGUGUAGGUUUCCUGUUUAUGAAGUGGAUUUUGCAUGGGGGAAGCCUGAAUGGGUUUGUAGUUCAAUUAGAUCAUUCAAGAAUUUGGUGAUAUUGAUGGGAACAAAGGAUGGAAAUGGCAUUGAAGCAUCAGUUAAUUUGUUGGAAGAGGACAUGCCUAUGUUUGAAAAUGAUCCUGAGAUUCUUUCUUUUGCAAAGUAUUUCCCAUGAUUCAAGAAUCAAAGUUCCAAGAACUCUUGAAUUUUGAAGUUUGACUAUCUAUCAUUUUUAAUUUGGAGUCAAAUUUCCCGUAUGAGCAUUCGAUACAUGUAUCAGUAUGUGGAAAACUGAAAGGAUAGCCAAUACUGAGGAUCCCCUAAACUCUAGCAUUUCAGAAUAAGGUUACUUUAAAAAAUAUUGUAUUUCGUGUUUGCCAAGUUCCAAAAGUGCUUAUAAAGAAAAACUAAGUGCUAUUAUUUUAGCUUCUCAAAAGCAGACUGGAUUACUACUCAGUGACUCACGAAGGUGAUUUUUGGCCAGAUAAAGAUUGGCAACCAAUGUUUAAUCACAAGAUUUAUAAGUAAUAAUCGUCGGUACAUAUAAUUUAAAUUCUUCCUAAGUUUAAAUUUAUAUUUGUUUCACGUUAUUACAUUGAAGUUUUGAUUAAGAUAGGGGAAUAAAGACACAAGCCCAAAAUAAAACUUGUCAUGACACAAAAGUUAAUUACUCGUUUCUACAAGUUGGACACAAAAGUUUCACCCAAAAACAGUGGCUUUUGGGUCAAACUAAUAAGUUUCGAUUCCAAUAAACCAAAUCAGCUGCAAUAGAAUCCUGAAUUCGAGCUUAUAAUAUUAAAAUCAUGAAUUCUCCUUUGUCUUGAAAGUGCUAGCAACAACUUAUCCAGAAAAGGGUACUAUUCUAUAUAUUAUAUGACUAAAAGGAACAUACAUUGACACGUAUGUCAUAUAAAAUGAAACAUAACUGCUUAGGAUAUAGUUAAUAUGUGGUUAACAACGUGAUAAUCUAUAGUAUAUUAAUUAUUCUAUAGGUGAUGGGAGGUGGCACAUGCAAUACAAGCAAGCAAGA
Molecule: messenger RNA, 2451 nt
Organism: Capsicum annuum
Lineage: Eukaryota; Viridiplantae; Streptophyta; Magnoliopsida; Solanales; Solanaceae
Product: stemmadenine O-acetyltransferase
Exons: 2
Coding region: 139-1023 (294 amino acids)
Source: RefSeq, a predicted model, not a curated record